Molecule: messenger RNA, 1008 nt
Organism: Talaromyces atroroseus
Lineage: Eukaryota; Fungi; Ascomycota; Eurotiomycetes; Eurotiales; Trichocomaceae
Product: Casein kinase II subunit alpha
Exons: 4
Coding region: 1-1008 (335 amino acids)
Biological process (GO): regulation of transcription by RNA polymerase III; protein phosphorylation; regulation of transcription by RNA polymerase I
Cellular component (GO): protein kinase CK2 complex; cytosol; nucleus
Molecular function (GO): ATP binding; protein serine/threonine kinase activity
Source: RefSeq, a predicted model, not a curated record
AUGGCGCGAGUUUACGCCGAUGUGAACACGCAUAUGCCCCGGGCCUACUGGGAUUACGAUAGCGUAAACAUAUCCUGGGGCGCGUUGGAAAACUACGAGGUUGUUCGCAAGAUUGGCCGAGGGAAAUACUCCGAAGUCUUCGAAGGUAUCAACGUGGUAAACUAUCAAAAAUGCGUUAUCAAGGUUUUGAAGCCAGUCAAGAAGAAGAAGAUCAAGCGUGAAAUCAAAAUUCUUCAAAACCUUUCAGGUGGACCGAAUGUUGUCGCGCUUCUCGAUGUUGUCCGUGAUAAUCAAAGCAAAACCCCAAGUCUCGUCUUUGAGUAUAUCAAUAAUACCGACUUCCGCACGCUCUAUCCUCGCUUCGUUGACUAUGACGUCCGCUACUAUAUCUUCGAGCUCCUCAAGGCCCUUGACUUUUGCCAUAGCAAGGGCAUCAUGCAUCGGGAUGUCAAGCCUCAUAAUGUCAUGAUUGACCACGAGAAACGCAAGCUACGCUUAAUCGAUUGGGGUUUGGCAGAAUUCUAUCACAAGGGUACAGAAUACAACGUGCGAGUCGCAUCGCGUUACUUCAAGGGUCCCGAGCUUCUUGUUGAUUUCCAAGAAUACGACUACUCCCUGGAUAUGUGGUCCCUGGGAGCGAUGUUUGCCUCCAUGAUCUUCCGCAAGGAGCCUUUCUUCCAUGGCAUAAGCAAUUCCGACCAGCUAGUCAAGAUCGCCAAAGUACUAGGUACCGAAGAGCUCUUCGAAUAUCUCGACAAGUACGACAUUGAACUAGACUCUCAAUACGAUGAUGUUCUGUCGCGUUAUCCCAAGAAGCCAUGGCACUCAUUUGUCAAUGCUGAGAACCAAAGAUUUGUUAGCAAUGAGGCCAUUGAUUUCCUGGAUAAAUUACUCAAAUACGACCACGCGGAACGUCUCACGGCACAAGAAGCAAUGGCUCACCCAUACUUCGCACCAGUUCGGGCAGCUCAAGCAGGACAGAACAAUGCUAGUGCCCCGCAUUCCUAG